Anas platyrhynchos (mallard) is the source of this 624-nucleotide messenger RNA. It is a transcript of the gene COA4, whose product is annotated as cytochrome c oxidase assembly factor 4 homolog. Lineage: Eukaryota; Metazoa; Chordata; Aves; Anseriformes; Anatidae. Gene Ontology annotation, cellular component: mitochondrial intermembrane space. The record is from RefSeq and is a predicted model, not a curated record. Gene Ontology annotation, biological process: mitochondrial respiratory chain complex IV assembly.
CGGAAGCGGGGCUGCGCCGUCCAAUCAGCGCGCGGCCUCUCUCCCCGCUCCCCGGCGGAGCCCCGCCCACGGCGCGGGAACCCGGAAGCGGGGCUUAAAGGGGCCGCGCCGCGCUGCUCGGCGGGGCGAUGGCGAAGCCCGGCCACUCCUGGAACCGCCGCAGGUCCAAAAAGGAGGAAGAGGAAGAGGAGGAGGAGGAAGGCGAGGACCCCGUGGACGCGAUGAUCGCGCGGACGGGCUGCACGGUACAGCACUGGGCGCUGCAGGAGUGCAUGGCCGAGCAGCGCGACUGGCGGCGCUGCCAGCCCCACGUCCAGGCCUUUCGGGACUGUAUGGCCCGGCAGCAGCGCCCGCGCCCCCAAGACCCCGAGCAGCCCCAACGCUCACCCCCGGGGCACUGAGACCCCCCCCAGGGGCUAAAAUCCCCCCUUGGGAUCCCCCACCAGGCACCAGCACUACCUCCAGAUGAGGCGCCCCAAAGAUGGGGGCUGUGCUAAAUCAUAUAUAUCUGAUUUUUCUAUUUUUUGCUAUGUUCUACCUGUUUUUGUUCAGCGGGUUGCUGGCGUGGUGAAAUCCGUGUUUAAUUUGGGGCCAGGAAAUUAAAUUUUGAUGUGGUUCAUCCUC